Rangifer tarandus platyrhynchus (Svalbard reindeer) is the source of this 408-nucleotide messenger RNA. NCBI's taxonomy places the organism in Eukaryota, Metazoa, Chordata, Mammalia, Artiodactyla, Cervidae. The record is from the annotation of a GenBank genome assembly.
AUGUUGCUUGAAUGUCAAAAUAAACUUGGUCUUUGUAAAAUUCAGUUUUGCCAGCUGUCAGCCUCGCCUCAACUUGAGGAGUUUGAACUCAUAGAAUCUUUACCAUCUCUAAACUAUAUCUCAAAAGGAAUGAGCUCAAAGAAUGCCAGUUCUGCCCCACAAGGCUUGGCAAAAGUGGAGUCCAGGCCUGCUUGGGUCAGUGGUAGGAGCUGCCGCAAGAAGGGGUCCGCAGCAAACGGAGGAGUGGAAGAAUUGAGACAGAGAAUGGGUCCACAGCCAAGAUUCACAGGAGGAAAUGCCAGUGGUUAUUUCAGUGCAGGAGCCAGAAAAUCAGAGCCCUGGAAUGAAGCGGAAUCUUGGAAGAGAAGGGGAGCUGGGUGUUUGUGCAGAGCAACAGAAGCAGAGUGA